ACACGCACACAAUGAAGUUGAAAGAAAAUUUUAUUUUAAUUUCAUCGCGCGCCUAACAUGUUUAUUUAUCUCGCGGAUACGUCAGCCGGGGAAGACACUCUCUCGGGGGGGAGUCUUACGUAACUUAUUUGAAAAGAUCCCCCGGAACGAAAAAUCACACACGGAUCGCGCGCGUUUCGGCCGGCCGAUACGGAGAGCGCACAAAGAAGUAAGAGCGAACGAGACAGAGCUACGUAGAUCUUGCUUUGUCUAUCGAUCACGGGAUAAAAGCGAGAGGUUGCGGCGUUUCCAUAAACGCAAGCCGAACGCAGCGCGAACGCGCAGUUGGAGCGCACAGCGCGAUCAUCGGACUUUUCUCUGGCUGUUCUUGGCGUCGUUUGGGUUUCAUUCGCGCUCGCUGUAACUCCGUUGUCUCCGUUACGAUGGUUACUUGUCCACUAACUCCCGAAGUUCUCGAUCAGCUACGUGCUAAAUUCUAUGCCGACAGCCGCAACGUGUUGGCGCAGAAUGUUUGCACGAAGACGAACCCUAUCGAGGCAUGUGCCUCGAGGAAGAUCCUGGAGGAGACCCACCACGUCUUCACCCAUAAGAUCGAGACUGAGGGUAAACCCGUAACUAACCAAAAAAAUUCCGGAAGGUGCUGGCUGUUUGCCAUUCUAAACGUUAUGAGAACUAGCUUCAUGAAACAGCAUAAUCUAGACGAGUUUGAGUUUAGCCAAGCUUAUCUGUUCUUCUGGGAUAAGGUAGAACGUUGCAAUUAUUUCCUACAUAACAUCGUGAACACCGCGAAACGCGGCGAACCGGUCGAGGGUCGUUUGGUUAACUUCUUGCUGACUGAUCCUACCUGUGACGGUGGCCAGUGGGACAUGAUUGUGAAUCUGAUAACCAGACACGGCGUUGUGCCGAAAACGUGCUUCCCGGAGUCGUACAGCUGCGAGUCCAGCGUUCGCAUGAAUAGCCUGCUGAAGAGCAAGCUGAGGGAAUACGCCAAGUCUCUGAGGGACAUGAUCGACAAUGGCGCGUCCGAUGACGAGCUGAAGACACGAAUAGGCGAGCAAAUGACGGUGAUCUACCGGAUAAUAGGUAUCUGCUUGGGCGUACCUUCGGAGAAGAUUACAUGGGAAUACUAUGACAAGUCGAAGAAUUACAACUGUGUGGGUCCGAUCACACCGUUGGAGUUCUACGAGAACUACGUGAAGCCUUAUUACAAUGUGAACGACAAAGUAUGUCUGGUAACCGAUCCCCGACCAGGCAAUCCCUAUGGGAAACUAUACACCGUGGAUUGCCUAGGAAAUGUCGUAAAUGGGAAAACGACUCGCUACAAUAAUCAGCCAGUGGAAUUGCUGAUGAAACUAUGCGCCGAGAGUAUCAAACAUAACGAGCCUGUUUGGUUCGGUUGCGACGUUAACAAGAGAUUAAUAGACAAACACGGUAUCCACGAUAUAAAAGCUUAUAAUUUUGAACUGAUGUUUGGCACCGACAUUCACGUCGGGCUUUCUAAGGCCGAUAGACUACUUUAUGGAGAUUCUAUGAUGGUACACGCAAUGGCAUUUACAGCUGUUUCAAUAGACCGAGAAGGCAAAAUUAAGAAGUUCCGGAUAGAGAAUUCGUGGGGCGAGGAUCACGGGCAGAAGGGUUACCAGGUCGUGACGACCGAGUGGUUCGCCGAUUUCGUCUUCGAGGCGGUCGUAGAUAAAAAAUACGUACCUGCGGACGUGUUGGCCGUAUUCAGUCAGGAACCUAUUGUCUUACCAGCCUGGGACCCCAUGGGCACGCUCGCUCAUUGAUGUUAAAGUGAUUUAACUAAAUGCAAUGGCAAGCCGAUUAUUUUACAGGCGAGGAGGAUUUUCAAAUAUAACGAGAAACAAAGUAUUUAAUAAAAAAAAAAAAAUUUCGGGGGCAAUGAUUGUACAAAACAUACCAAUAUUUUAUACCUUACACAAGAGAAUGCAGCAGUAUUGAUAAGUGGCUUUGUCGUUUUCAUAUGAAUUGUAAGUCCAUUUUGUUUAUUACAGUGUACGAGGGCAAUGUUUAAGUUCUAUCAUCAAGACUGAAUGUAUGAGUUACCAUAUUUGUGAAAUCGCGAAAUAAAUAUCAUCGUUUUACGCGUGCGUAAAAACUGCAGUUUCUGAUCGUUUAUGCAACGUAUUAACGAAAACUGAGAGAAUGUGUUAUGUUGGCAUCGCUUACUUUAUUUUAAAGCGCGUUCUCGAAGAGUGCAAGUUGUCAAUGUUCGGCCCUAUUGUGCAUUCUAUCUUUAGCGUUCUUUUUAGACGUAAAACAAGAAUAGAAUGAUGUAAUAGCAAAUGUUGAUAGCGUUCACUCCUUAAACACAUCUUUAUAGGCAAUAAUGUAUCAGUUUUAAAUAUAAGAGGUUUUUUAAUUCAUUGAUGGAUUAAUUGCAUUGUAUGCAAAUACCAGCUUAUUCUGUAAAUUUAUAUUAUGAAUAAUUAAAUGGUGGUUGUUUUGACAUUUGAUUUUUAACACGCGCAUUUUUAAAAAACUAAAUCUCAUACAAACAAAAAUAAAUAGACUGUGCAAGC
Molecule: messenger RNA, 2543 nt
Organism: Monomorium pharaonis (pharaoh ant)
Lineage: Eukaryota; Metazoa; Arthropoda; Insecta; Hymenoptera; Formicidae
Product: bleomycin hydrolase
Exons: 4
Coding region: 423-1787 (454 amino acids)
Biological process (GO): response to toxic substance; proteolysis; L-homocysteine catabolic process
Cellular component (GO): cytoplasm
Molecular function (GO): cysteine-type aminopeptidase activity
Source: RefSeq, a predicted model, not a curated record